UGGCGGAGUGAGUGAAAGUCCGGAAGCGAAGCGAGAAAGAAUAAAGACGACAAGGAGCCCAUCUGCGUCUCCCUUUUUUCGAUUUCUGGGUAUCUCCGACCGCAGUUUGCUCAAUCCAAUUCGAAGGCAGGAACCCUUUUCGCCUUGCGUAUUUGCGACUUCAAUUGCGGAUUUAAUUUUCUGUAACUCUCUCUCUACUUUCUCUCUCCUGUUUUCUGUGUUGUCUGUUUGAGUAGAAUUGCAUGAAUGUGUGUUGGUUUGUAUUAUUGUUAAUUGUGUGUGUUUUAUGGAUAGUUUUUGAGAUCUGGUGCACCUGGGUUUCUUUGGAAUUAGGCAGCUAUUGGAAAAAUUGGGGGAAAAUGUUACAGAAAUUGUAAAAAUUGGGAAUUUUUAUUUCUCUAUUGUGAUUGAAGGUUUCACUGAUGGGUUUGUGUGAAAUUGGUUUUCUGUUUCCAAUUUGAAAGUGGGGUUCUUCAAUUUCUGUUUUUUCCCUGUUGUUUAUCUUCCUUACUGUGUUUUUGAGAUUUUUGGAUGACUGAUGUAUCGAAAUCAGGGAUGGGAGGGCUUUUCAAGAUAGAUAGCUUAUUGCUCUUGUGAUGUCUGCUGGAGUAAUGUCAAAAUUUAAACUUUUAUGUUGAUUAUGUGUUGUGAAAUUUCUGCUCCAAUCAAAGUUGCCUACUUUUAUCAUUGCUUUGACCAUUCGAAAACGUUUCGAUGUGAAUUUCAUCUGUACUUGCAAACUUAUUGAUAAGAUGUUUGUUAUGAAGUAAUAGUGUGGUGCAUUGCUUUUCCAAAUCUUGUGGGGUUUAAGUAAUUCGAUUUGUGCACUUGAAGAAUAAAAAACUGGUAGCUAGAGUAGAGAGCCGGAGUAGAAAGAGAGAAGGGUGUGAGAUAUGGAACCAGUGGGGAUUUGUUGGAAAAAUAAAACAAAAAAUAAAAUAGGAUCCAAUUAAAAGUGAGGAUAUGUACUAUACAAUUAUCGGUUCUUGAAUUUAUAUAUAUUUUUUUAUAAAUCCCUGUGUGUAUAUUCGAUAUUUUAUUAUUUGACUGAUGACUAAGAGAUAUCUUUUAAAAUUAUAUAUUGACAUUACUGUAAGACCUUAAAUUUCAUGUAUAUGUUGGUGCAUGUCGUAUCACAUGAAUUUGGUAUGGUCUCUCCCCGCAAACCAUGACCAUGAGGAUGGCUAAUGUGAAUGUAAAAACUGGUGUUAUCUCUUGUACGUUUAUCUGAAUAUUUGAUGUACAUUUAGAUUAGGAAAAAUGGAUGGACUGGUGGCAGCAGUGCGGAUACUUAUUUACCAAAUUACAAGCUCGGAAAGACUCUUGGUAUUGGUUCUUUUGGAAAGGUUAAAAUUGCAGAGCAUGCAUUAACUGGACAUAAAGUUGCUAUCAAGAUCCUUAACCGCCGCAAGAUAAAGAACUUGGAAAUGGAAGAGAAAGUGAGAAGAGAAAUCAAAAUAUUGAGAUUGUUUAUGCAUCCUCACAUUAUACGGCUCUAUGAGGUCAUUGAAACACCAUCUGACAUUUAUGUCGUGAUGGAGUAUGUGAAGUCCGGGGAGCUCUUUGAUUAUAUAGUAGAGAAGGGUAGGCUGCAGGAAGAUGAAGCUCGUAACUUUUUUCAACAGAUAAUAUCUGGUGUAGAGUAUUGUCACAGGAAUAUGGUUGUUCAUAGAGAUUUAAAGCCAGAAAAUUUGCUCUUGGAUUCCAAAUGCAAUGUGAAAAUUGCUGAUUUUGGUCUGAGCAACGUAAUGCGUGAUGGCCAUUUUCUCAAGACAAGUUGUGGCAGCCCCAAUUAUGCUGCUCCAGAGGUUAUUUCUGGCAAGCUGUACGCUGGGCCUGAAGUGGAUGUGUGGAGUUGUGGUGUUAUACUAUAUGCUCUUCUUUGUGGCACGCUUCCAUUUGAUGAUGAAAAUAUUCCUAACUUGUUUAAGAAAAUAAAGGGUGGGAUAUACACUCUUCCUAGUCAUUUGUCACCUGGUGCAAGAGACUUGAUUCCAAGAAUGCUCGUAGUUGAUCCAAUGAAGCGAAUGACCAUCCCUGAGAUUCGUCAGCAUGCAUGGUUCCAGGCUCAUCUUCCUCGUUAUUUAGCUGUUUCUCCACCAGACACCAUGCAACAAGCAAAAAAGAUUGAUGAAGAAAUUCUUCAGGAGGUAGUUAAGAUGGGAUUUGACAGGAACCUUCUGGUUGAGUCGCUUCGUGGUAGAGUACAAAAUGAGGGAACAGUUGCAUACUAUUUGUUAUUGGACAACCGUUUCCGUGUAUCCAGUGGCUAUCUUGGAGCUGAAUUUCAGGAGACUGUGGAUUGUGGUUUCAAUCGUAUGCAGCAAAGUGAGACUGCUGCUUCACCUGUUGGGCACCGCCUUCCUGGAUAUAUGGAGUAUCAAGGAAUGGGUUUUAGACCACAGUUCCCUGUUGAAAGGAAAUGGGCUCUUGGACUUCAGUCUCGAGCACAUCCUCGUGAAAUAAUGACAGAAGUCCUUAAAGCUUUACAAGAAUUGCAGGUGUGUUGGAAGAAGAUAGGACACUACAACAUGAAGUGUAGGUGGGUUGCUGGCACUCCAGGUCAUAAUGAAGGCAUGAUCGACAAUUCUGUGCACAGUAACAAUUAUUUUGGAGAUGAAUCCAGCAUCAUCGAAAAUGAUGGUGUUAUGAGGAUGCCAAAUGUGGUCAAAUUUGAAGUACAGCUUUUUAAAACUCGGGAGGAGAAGUACCUGCUUGAUCUUCAAAGGGUCCAAGGUCCGCAGUUUCUCUUCUUGGAUCUUUGUGCCGCUUUCCUUGCCCAACUUCGCGUCCUUUAGCGGCAGAGAGCCAGGCCUUCAACAAGUCCCUUGUGAAUCUAUCAUGACGCUUGUGAAAAAACCUUGCCAUCACGACGCUUGUGAAAAAAACCUUGCAAUGUGUAUAUAUAACCUGUCCAGUUUGGGCUGCUUUACUUGUUUACGUCGCAUUCCCCAGUUUUAUACGGGUAAUCGUGUUGUUAUUGAGCCAGCAUACCACACUGGCCUUGGCCGAGUCAUUUCUAGUUUGGUAUUUGAAGUGGUCUGUCCUGAAUUUUCGUCGUUACGAACAAAUUUGUACGAAAGAACGAACUAACCUCCUUUGGAGAAAUGCUUUAAUGCAAACUUUCUGGGUUCGUAUCCUUGGACGACAAA
Messenger RNA from Malus domestica (apple), 3152 nucleotides. Lineage: Eukaryota; Viridiplantae; Streptophyta; Magnoliopsida; Rosales; Rosaceae. The record is from RefSeq and is a predicted model, not a curated record.